Molecule: messenger RNA, 1730 nt
Organism: Haliotis rubra (blacklip abalone)
Lineage: Eukaryota; Metazoa; Mollusca; Gastropoda; Lepetellida; Haliotidae
Product: suppressor of cytokine signaling 4-like
Exons: 1
Coding region: 126-1370 (414 amino acids)
Biological process (GO): intracellular signal transduction; phosphatidylinositol phosphate biosynthetic process
Cellular component (GO): phosphatidylinositol 3-kinase complex
Molecular function (GO): 1-phosphatidylinositol-3-kinase regulator activity
Source: RefSeq, a predicted model, not a curated record
GCAUGCUCAGAGAUAGACCUAGUGGCUUCACCCUUAGAAGGAACAAGGUGAUACUUGUUUUGUGCUGUAUAUUGCUUUAAUAUAUGCGCUGCAAUGCAAUCUUUUGUGGUAUAUAAACCUGGAAGAUGAUGAAGAAAAUAAGUUUCAAAGGUAUAAAGCUCUCGGGACAGAGACGCCCGCGUGGUACAUCGCCAAAAAACGAACUCGGUCGGGAGAAGCAAGGGGACUCGGAUAGUCCCAAUGCCGUGUUGCAGAAUGACUCACAAGUGUUAUCACAACAAAGCUAUGCAGACGACCAGACAACGACCGAAUCCGAUGUGAAUCACAGAAAGAGGGAUAAGAUUGGUCUUUUUUGGAAUCUUAGGCGAAAGUUUACACCAAGUGUUCAUCGAAAAACUGAAGGAACGGAAGGUAAUCAUAUAGAAGAGUGCCAAAGUAUGUCAGUGAAAUGUGAGACAAAGAAAUCCAAACAGAAAGGUAAACGUUUGUUUAUGUUAUGUGACAAGUCAGUGAGGUCAAAUUCUACAGCAUCUCAAAGUUGUGACAGUCUGAACUCAAAUGGGCAAACAUACACGUCUCCUAAGAUCAGUGAAAUGCAUUCCAACACGGACAGUCAUGAUCAGGAUGUACGAAAAGAGAAGGCAAGUUGUAGAACGAAAGACAUUUCUAAAUUCCACCCGGAUGGUCACAACAAAUCAGAAGACUAUCAUAGUGACGAUUAUGAUGAUGCAGAUUUGCACUGCAGACGGAAUAUCCGUGGAUCUCAUGUAUUGUGUCAUGAGAUACCAACUUAUGAAGCAUGUGAACCUUAUGAAUUGUCUCAGAAAUAUGGAAUAUCAUGUCAAGAUUUCUUUGAACAACCAAAAGUGUGGAGUCUAACACAGGAACUAUUUCGCUUAUCAAAAUUUGGCUGGUAUUGGGGGCCUAUUACACGGAAUGAAGCAGAAGAAAAAUUGGCUAACCAGCCAGAUGGUGCUUUUCUUGUGAGAGAUAGUUCUGAUGAACGUUACUUGUUGAGUUUAAGCUUUCGAUCAUAUGGCAGGACUCUUCAUACAAGGAUAGAGCACUGUAAUGGCAUGUUUAGUUUCUAUGCACAGCCUGACACAGAAGGCUACCCCUCCAUAGUAGAUUUGAUAGAACAUUCUAUGAAUGAUUCACAGACUGGUAUCUUUUGCUAUUCAAGAUCACGUUCGCCUGGGGCCCCUUCAUUCCCAGUUAGACUGACUAAACCUGUGUCCAGAUUUACACAAGUUCGGUCUUUACAGUACUUGUGUCGGUUUGUCAUUAGACAGUAUACACGAUAUGAUCAUAUUCAACAGUUACCCCUGCCAACCAGCUUGAAAGGCUGGAUAGAAGAAAACCAAUAUUGACUCAUAUGAGAAAAUGCCAAUGUUUGUAUGGAUCUGCACAAAACCACAACUACAGUCUCAUUAGUUAAUCAUUUUCAUAUCUUUCAGUUGAUAUCUUGAUUUAAAUUGAAGUAUGCAACAGCAUUGAAAACCAUUUUCAUUUCCCCUCAUGCUAAUAUACCUUAGUUUGUGAAAACUUCCUAGAAUGGAGUGAGUUUCUUUUAUCAUCAUAUCUUGGAUCUGAUACUUCAACAGCUUUGUUUGGCUUUUCCCUAGUGUUCCGUUUGAACAAUACUGUCCUGAUAUGCAAGUGCAGAUAGCACCGUGAUAUGUAUGUAUGCUCCAGUUUUUACAACAUAAAAUUUCUGUAAGUUUUGGUAA